ACAUGAACAAUUUCCGCGAACGAACCGACUUCCGCAGAUCCCCCUGUAGAUUUCCAAGCCUGCCAUGUAUUUCCUAAACUUUUGAUCCUAAAAGCGUUCCCAUAAUCAGAAGAAGAAACAGUCAACUCAAGCCAAAGCACCGAGGCAGAUACAGGCAAGAAAGAGUCGGAAAACAUCUGCUGUGUUAUUAUAGUGUUGUACAUACUUUUAUUUUUUCAACCGACAUACAUACUGUUACAUAUAUUCAGUAUUACAUAGGUGCCUUAAGGACACUACAUAAGCGACUUUUAGAAUACUUGUAGAAUAUUUGUGAAGAAAGAAUACGGUCAAUGAAAUACUAAUAGCGAUACUACAAUACAAUAUCUGGUAGUUUGAGCUCGUAUCGAGCAGUCGAAAGCAGAAACAGAGCCAGAAGUUCACGAACCUCUCUAAUAAAUGUGUAGUUGUUAAUAAUACAAUAUUAUUGUGGUGUGUGCAUUUAUUAUUAUGGUCGAGUGAUUGCGUAUAUAUGCUUAUAUAUAGCACUCGAACUCCUGCACUUACGGGGGUGGAUCUGACUAACUUUCUAUAUUUUAAGCGGGUGGGAGGUUGUAACUGAAUCAUGGAAGGGUGCUUAUCUUUGGCAAAAAGUUUACUUUUAUACUUUGGAUUAAUUACAUUAAUUAAGUCCGUUUUAAAUCAACAUUUAGUCAAUGAAUAUGUUGGUGGGGCAGCAAGAGCACGAAAUUGGGGGAACAUUAAUAAAGGAUAUGUCCCUGUAGAACCCCAUCCAUGUGAGCAAAGUUCGUGUUACCCAGCCACAGGUAAUUUACUUAUAGGUAGAGAGAAACAACUUAGCGCGUCUUCAACUUGCGGUCUUUAUGAGCAACAACGAUAUUGUAUUGUGUCUCACUUGGAAGACCGAAAGAAAUGCUUUUGGUGCGAUUCACGUCCAUCCAAAAUCAUGAAACCACAUUUAAACCACAGUAUACAAAACGUUGUUUAUAGAUACUACCCAGGAACAAAACUAAAGUCGUGGUGGCAGUCAGAAAAUGGCAAAGAAAAUGUUUCGAUUCAACUUGAUCUAGAAAAGGAGUUUCACUUUACCCAUUUAAUUAUGACUUUUAAAACGUUUAGACCAGCAGCUAUGUACAUAGAAAGGUCUUACGACUUCGGAAAAACAUGGAAGGUAUAUCGGUAUUUUGCGCAUAAAUGUGCGGACAGUUUUCCAGGAAUUCCAGAAAGAUAUUCGCAAAAUCUAACAGACGUUAUUUGCGAAUCCCGAUAUUCAAAUGUGGCACCCUCGACAAACGGAGAACUUAUUUUUAGAGUUCUUCCACCUAAUAUGCAUAUCGACAAUCCCUAUUCCGAAGAAGUUCAAAACUUACUAAAAGUUACUAAUCUUCGGAUCCGAUUUGUAAAACUCCAUACUCUAGGUGACGAUUUGCUGGAUCCACGCGAAGAAAUACAGGAAAAGUACUACUACGCAGUAACCGAUAUGGUAGUACGGGGUUCCUGUUCUUGUUACGGUCAUGCCAACCGCUGUUUGCCCUUACCGGGAAUGGAAACUAAACCGGACAUGGUACAUGGUAGAUGCGAGUGUACUCAUAACACAAAAGGAUCAAAUUGCGAAGAAUGCGAAGACUUUUUCAACGAUCUACCCUGGAGACCUGCCAUUGGAAAGCAAACAAAUGCCUGCAAAAGGUGUAACUGUAAUAACCAUGCAACGAGUUGCCACUUUGAUCCUGCGGUUUAUGAACAAACUGGUAGAAUAAGUGGAGGAGUUUGUGACGGUUGUCGUCACAACACGAUGGGCCCCAACUGCGAACAGUGCAAACCAUUCUACUACAGGGACCCCUUAAGAGACAUCCAAGACCCAGAAGUGUGCAGACCUUGCGAUUGUGAUCCUGUGGGGUCGACGGAUGCGGGUGCGUGUGACUCCACCACGGACCCUAUAAACGGACUAGAAGCUGGUAAAUGUCAUUGUAAAACGAACGUCGAAGGUCGACGUUGCGACUACUGUAAAAACGGAUUUUGGAACUUUACAUCCGACAAUCCCGAUGGUUGUCAACCGUGCACGUGCGACAUUUUGGGAACAAUAGGUAAUCAAGGAUGUAACGCGUAUUCAGGAGAGUGUACUUGCAAAAGAUAUGUAAAGGGAAGAAACUGUGACCAGUGUUUGCCAGAAUAUUGGGGACUUUCUGAUAAACGGGACGGUUGCCAGGCGUGCGAUUGCGAUCCUGGUGGUUCGUACGAUAACAACUGCGAUGUUAUAACUGGUCAGUGUAAAUGUAGGGAACACAUGACGGGACGUCAGUGCGACAUUGCACAACAGCAACACUUCACAGCUUCUCUGGACUUCCUGCUAUACGAAGCCGAAUUAGCCCAAGGAUCUGCUACAUGCCAGGUGGUUAUUCGUGAACCAUACAGAGACGGCAGACCUCCGUCAUGGACUGGUACAGGAUUUAUGAAAGCGCCUGAAGGAUCUUAUAUAGAAUUCCAAAUAACCAACAUUAAAACGUCCAUGGAUUACGAUAUCGCAAUAAGGUAUGAGCCAACCCUUCCCGAAAAUUGGAACGAUGUGACCCUUACGGUAAUACGACCGGAUCCGAUAGAUCCCCAAGGUCCUUGUGCGUCUACACAUCCUUCAGAUGACACUAAAAGGGUUUCUUUGCCUUCUAAUUCACGCAGCGCAAUUGCGUUCCCACCAACGUGUUUGGAAGCCGGGAAGUCGUACAUAGUUCGAAUUGAUUUCAACAAUUACAAAUACGGCACCUCAACACCUUCGGCGUCAAUUCUCGUUGAUUCUAUUGUUCUUGUACCUCGAAUUGAAAAAAUCCCCUGGUUCCAAGGAUCAGUGCCAGCUGAAGCACGUAGGCGAGAAUAUGAAGAACAUCGUUGUGACAUCGCUUUAGAAAACCCCAACAUACCCCUUUCGGAGGUGUGCAAACAGCAUCAUAAGAGUAUUGGAGCGUACAUCUUCAAUGGAGCAUUUUCUUGUCAAUGUGACCCAACUGGAUCUACCAGCAAAUUGUGUAACGAUCAUGGAGGAGCUUGUAGCUGCAAACUGAACGUUGUGGGAAGACGUUGUGAUCGUUGCGCGCCAGGAACUUACGGUUUUGGUCCCGAAGGAUGUAAAGCUUGUGACUGUAACAGUAUUGGUGCUCUAAAUAACUUUUGCAAUGUCACAACCGGUCAAUGUAAAUGUAGAUCGAAUACUUAUGGGCGCGAGUGUGAUCAAUGCCGUACAGGAUUCUGGAAUUUCCCUAAUUGCGAACGAUGCGACUGCAAUGGGCAUGCAGAUAUAUGCGAUUCUAGGACCGGAGUUUGUAUAGACUGUAAAGACCAUACCGAAGGACAUCAUUGCGAUUAUUGUAAAGAAGGAUUUUAUGGCGAUCCGAGGAUCGGAUUCGACAUUCCUUGCAGACCCUGUCCUUGCCCUGGGUUUAAAGAGGCAUUCCACUCCUUUGCUGACAGGUGUAUAUUAGAUUCACAGACCAAAGAUGUGGUUUGUGAAUGCAAGGAAGGUUACGCAGGAUCAAAGUGUGACGUCUGCGCCGAUAAUUAUUACGGAAAUCCUGAGAUUCCGGGCGGUUCGUGUCAACUUUGCGACUGUAGCAAUAAAAUUGAUCCUCUAGUCCCUGGUAAUUGCGAUCCUCAUACAGGAAAAUGUCUUAGAUGCCUUUAUGAUACUACCGGUGAUCACUGCGAGAUUUGUCGAGAUGGAUUCUUCAGGCUUUCAAUCGACGAUAACUGCCAACCCUGCACAUGUCAAUUUUUGGGUACCAAUGAAACUGCUGGUCCUUGUGAUCGGGAAACUGGUCAAUGUAAAUGUCUACCAAAUGUUAUCGGCAAGGAUUGCGAUAAAUGCGAAAAGAACCACUGGAAGAUUGCUAGUGGUAAAGGCUGUGAACCUUGCGACUGCGAUCCUUUGGGUUCCAUGAAUCCUCAGUGUAAUGAAUAUGAAGGUCAAUGUUUGUGUAAGGAGAACUUUGGAGGAAGACAGUGUAAUGAGUGCAGAGAAAACUAUUGGGGAAAUCCUAGAGAAGACAAAUGUAUCGAAUGUCUUUGUAAUCCAGAGGGAUCAAAAACGCCUCAAUGUGACAGAAAAACUGGUAACUGUGUUUGUCGUGAAGGAAUUGGAGGACGAUCUUGUGACGAAUGCGCUAGGGGAUAUUUGGGUACCGCACCCUAUUGUUCGCCUUGCGGCGAAUGUUUCGACAACUGGGACCGUAUUUUGAAGGAACACGAAAAUAAAACAUUGCAUAUUAUUGAAAGGGGAAAGAACAUUAAAAAAAUUGGGGCAACUGGAGCGUAUACCAAAGAAUUUGACGAAAUGCAAAAUCAACUGGACGAAAUUGAACAACUUCUUAACAGUACCACAAACAUAGACAUCGAUCAGAUAGAAGACAAAAUUAACAAUCUAGCAAAUCAAAUUCAAGACGCGAAAGGGGAAAGUCCCGAUGAACUCCUGAACAAUGUCACAAAAGACAUUAAGCUUUCUGAAAUAAAAUUGAAUGAAUUAAGGAAAGACAUGGAAAAAUUAGUUGCUCAAACCCAAGAAUUAAGGAAUAAUGGUACCACACUUCAAGAAGCAGAUGUCCAAGGGGCUUUAAAUUUAGUUCGUAUGGCUAAAGAUAAAGCCGCAACAGCAGCACACAAGGCUGAACACACACAGUCGAUAGUGGAUUAUGCGGAAAGACAAUGUAAAGCAGCAGAGAACUUGGUAAAUGUAACAGAAGCAGAAUUCAAAAGAAUGCAACAGGAAAACGAACAAGCACUUGAUAGAAUUAAAGAAAAUAUAACAAAUUUAAAUAAUAUGAUACCGGAAUUAAAUAAACUUGUAUGUGAUGGUACCAGCAACAGUCCUGAUGAUUCGUGCGACUCCAUAUGUGGGGGUGCUGGAUGUGGCAGUUGUGGCGAAAGUGUUUCUUGUCAGGAUGGCGCAAAACAACAAGCUUUGUUCGCUCUCAGCUAUGCAAAUGACACAGAAAAGACGUUAAAGGAAAAGGAAGAAGCAGCCGAAAAGUUUUUCCGAAAUAUAAGCCAAUUGAACACCACGCAAGCUAAGAAUUCGGCCCAAGAGACUCUCGAUAAAGCAAAUAAAUUAUAUUCCAAUUUCAAUAAUUCACUACAAGCUGUAAAUAAUAUAAAGAAACAGAUUGACGAUUUUAUUAAUCAAAACAAUUCUACUCCUGACGAGAUAAGACAACUAGCCGAAAAGGUCCUUAAAAAAGACAUCAAUUUAACAAAAGAAGAAAUUCAAACUCUUCAAAAGAAAAUUCAGGAAGCUCUUGAAACAUUAACGAAUCCAGAUAAGAUUAUAUUAGAAACAAGGGAUGACUUACAAAGAGUUCACAAAUUAAAGGAAGAUGCCGAUAACGCAAAAGCUAAGUCAAGCGACAUUUUAAAAACUGCAGAAGGAAUUAAAGAAGCUUUGCUGAACAGUAGCGUUGCGCAAAAUGAUGCAGAUGAAGCAAUAACAGACGCAAAUAAAAAUAUUGACACAGUUCACGAACUAUUAACAAAGAUUGGUGCUAUCGCCGAAGAAGCUCACAAUAAGACACAAGAAACCAGUGGCAAUAUAAAAGAUCUUUCGCGAAACCUUACAGAUCUUCAAAAUAACAUGAGAAAUAACGAAAGAUUCGCCCAACGUGUUAUCGAGGAGGCUGCCAAAGUACAUCAAGAGGCGAAUCACACAAACAAAACGGCUAAUGAGCUUCUUAAUAGGUAUGAUAAUAUUAAAUACAUGUUAUCAAACACUUCUAGGGUUAUUGAAGAUUCAAAAGUGAAGGCUAAUGAGCUGUCUGAGAGAGCCUACAAUAUAACACAUAAAAUUGAAUCGACAGAGUCUGAAAUUAAACAGCUAAUUAGUAGCUCGUCUGAUCAGUUAUUAAAGAAUCUAGAAAACGAGAUCGAUCAACUUAUUAAUCGAAUGCAUGCCUAUAGUGCCGUAAUUGAAGAAAGGCACAAUCAUUACAAGUCGUGCACUUAGUAUGUGUAGUAUUUAGGUAGUUUUAUACGUUAAUUUGUAUUGACGAUGUCUCUGUGCCAUUUAAUUAAGUUUUUUAUAAUGUGGAUAUUCAACUAAUUUUUUAUAGUUUA
Agrilus planipennis (emerald ash borer) is the source of this 6084-nucleotide messenger RNA. RefSeq names its product laminin subunit beta-1 (gene LanB1). The record is from RefSeq and is a predicted model, not a curated record. The coding region runs from base 602 to 5974 and encodes 1790 amino acids. Gene Ontology annotation, biological process: basement membrane assembly; cell migration; substrate adhesion-dependent cell spreading. Gene Ontology annotation, cellular component: laminin trimer. The transcript is spliced from 21 exons. Lineage: Eukaryota; Metazoa; Arthropoda; Insecta; Coleoptera; Buprestidae.